Molecule: messenger RNA, 1376 nt
Organism: Plectropomus leopardus (leopard coralgrouper)
Lineage: Eukaryota; Metazoa; Chordata; Actinopteri; Perciformes; Serranidae
Gene: hint3
Product: histidine triad nucleotide binding protein 3
Molecular function (GO): catalytic activity
Source: RefSeq, a predicted model, not a curated record
CAUGUAUAACAAUGGCGACCGUCGAGGCUACACAACCUGCUCAGGUUGAUGUUUCCAAAACGAGCAGUUUGCCAGCCGAAGGACAUGAGAAGAAAUGUAUUUUCUGCAAGAUCGUGAACAAUGAAAUGGGCACGGAGCUUCUUCACUGUGAUGAAGAGAUCUCAUGUUUCAGAGACAUCAAACCUGCAGCUCCUCACCAUUACCUGGUCGUGCCAACCAAACAUGUAGGGAACUGUAAAUCACUCAGCAAAGAACAUGUGCCUUUGGUGACGCGAAUGGUUGAGACAGGGAAGGAGAUCCUCCAGAAAAACAAUGUAACAGACCUCAGUGAUGUCAGGUUUGGUUUCCACUGGCCCCCAUUCUGCUCUGUUACACACCUACACCUUCAUGUUCUGGCACCUGCCAGUCAAAUGGGCUUCAUGUCCCGCCUCUUCUACAGACUCAACUCCUAUUGGUUCAUCACAGCAGAUCAGCUGAUUGAACUUCUCAACUCUAAAGGAGAGACCAACUGAUCACUCGCUCUGGAUCCAGUUCACACAGUACCUAUCUUUGAUGUGACUGAAACAUCCACGUUCUUGCAGAUGUCAUGUUGGAUGACACACUCUCACACUAAGCUGCUGUCUGUUUGAUCAGAGCUGAUGGCAGUAUUUUAAACUGGUGAUAAUUUGUAACAAGUAACCUCUUUCCAGUCUGGAUGCCAAAUGGAGGCUUGAAUGGAGCCAAAUCCUGUUUCUUGCUACUUGAGACAUGUGUAUUUUUGCAGAAGUUCAUGAGUUCAUGAAACCUCCAUGGAUCUGCUGUAAUAAAAAUGAAUUUAUUUUAUGGACCAAGUAAUGUAUGGUGUAAUUCAACUAUUUCAUUUGAUAAUCACAAAGAAAAUGUGGAAGGUAUCAGCCCAUAUAAUGUAAGAUUGCUUUAGUGCUUUGAAAAUCUGAUUUUAUGCAUGUGUAAAUCUAGUUAAACCCUGUGCAAAAAAUGAAAUGAAAGUGUAAUUAAUAUAUACACAUAACAUAUUGGACAGCUGUAAAUAUCAUGAGUUUCUCAGCAUUUCGUGGCCAAGCUCACGUGGGUCAAAGCACUGAUGCGUUAACUAGUUACACAUCUCCUUUACAGUGGAAGCAGCUAAGUCAUCUUCUGACAAUGUAAAGUUUUCAUAAUAAGCUCAACAAGCAGUGAAAUAUAGUGGGGUAUUUGUUUAUAUGUCUCAUAUCUGAUCUGAUGUAAUUUCAUGGGAAGGUGAUAAAGUAUAUAAUAUGAAAGAAAUGGUUGGUGCAUGAAGCGGAUAUUUUAUGCGAUACAAUACUGCUGUAGACCAAGGAAUAGAAAGAAAGAAAAUCAUACUGUAUGUACUGUAUGGAAGUGUAUGCACUUUAAGA